CGGAUCUGUUUAGUACUGAAAGGGAAAGGGGGAGGGGGGAAAAAAAAAGAAGGGAAAAGUGCUGCACUGAAUGUGAGAUCAUGCAAAAGCUAGCGCUCUGUGCUUCUAUUUACCUGUUCAUGCUGAUUUCAGUUGAUCCGGUGGCUCUUGAUGACAGUGGCCAGCCCACAGAGAACGCUGAAAAGGACGGACUGUGCAAUGCUUGUACGUGGAGACAGAACACAAAAUCCUCCAGAAUAGAAGCCAUAAAAAUUCAAAUCCUCAGCAAACUGCGUCUGGAACAAGCUCCUAACAUUAGCAGGGAUGUUAUUAAACAACUUUUACCCAAGGCUCCUCCACUGCAGGAACUGAUUGAUCAGUAUGAUGUGCAGAGAGAUGACAGUAGCGAUGGCUCUUUGGAAGAUGAUGACUAUCAUGCCACCACCGAAACGAUUAUCACAAUGCCUACAGAGUCUGAUUUUCUUGUACAAAUGGAGGGAAAACCAAAAUGUUGCUUCUUUAAGUUUAGCUCUAAAAUACAAUAUAACAAAGUAGUAAAGGCACAAUUGUGGAUAUACUUGAGGCAAGUCCAAAAACCUACAACGGUGUUUGUGCAGAUCCUGAGACUUAUUAAACCCAUGAAAGAUGGUACAAGAUACACUGGAAUUCGAUCUUUGAAACUUGACAUGAACCCAGGCACCGGUAUUUGGCAGAGUAUUGAUGUGAAGACAGUGUUGCAAAAUUGGCUCAAACAGCCUGAAUCCAAUUUAGGCAUCGAAAUAAAAGCUUUUGAUGAGAACGGACGGAAUCUUGCUGUUACUUUCCCAGGACCGGGGGAAGAUGGAUUGAACCCAUUUUUAGAGGUCAGAGUUACAGACACACCAAAACGGUCCCGCAGAGAUUUCGGCCUCGACUGUGACGAGCACUCGACAGAAUCCCGAUGCUGCCGCUACCCGCUGACGGUGGAUUUUGAAGCGUUCGGGUGGGAUUGGAUUAUCGCUCCUAAAAGAUACAAAGCCAAUUAUUGCUCCGGAGAAUGUGAAUUUGUGUUUUUACAAAAGUACCCGCACACCCACCUCGUGCACCAAGCCAACCCCAGGGGCUCAGCGGGCCCCUGCUGCACGCCCACCAAGAUGUCCCCCAUCAACAUGCUGUACUUCAACGGCAAAGAACAAAUCAUCUACGGCAAGAUACCUGCCAUGGUUGUAGAUCGCUGCGGGUGCUCAUGAGGUUCCUUCGUGGGAUUCUCUGCUUCACAAAUCAUGAAAGCUAUCAGAAAAAAAAAAAAGGAAAAAAAA
Catharus ustulatus (Swainson's thrush) is the source of this 1277-nucleotide messenger RNA. It is a transcript of the gene MSTN, whose product is annotated as myostatin. NCBI's taxonomy places the organism in Eukaryota, Metazoa, Chordata, Aves, Passeriformes, Turdidae. Gene Ontology annotation, molecular function: cytokine activity; growth factor activity. Gene Ontology annotation, biological process: SMAD protein signal transduction. Gene Ontology annotation, cellular component: extracellular region. The record is from RefSeq and is a predicted model, not a curated record. The coding region runs from base 81 to 1208 and encodes 375 amino acids. The transcript is spliced from 3 exons.